This is a messenger RNA of Pollicipes pollicipes, 922 nucleotides long. RefSeq names its product 28S ribosomal protein S7, mitochondrial. Bases 65 to 724 code for a protein of 219 amino acids. The record is from RefSeq and is a predicted model, not a curated record. The transcript has 7 exons. NCBI's taxonomy places the organism in Eukaryota, Metazoa, Arthropoda, Thecostraca, Pollicipedomorpha, Pollicipedidae. Gene Ontology annotation, biological process: translation.
CUUCGCACUUCAUUGGAGCCGGACCCGGUGUGAUGCGGUAGGUGGAAGCCAUAUCACAGCAACCAUGUUUAAAAGCUUGUGUGGCAUAUGGAGACUACAAAGUCCUGCAAUACGGGCUAUGUCUCAGUACCCGCCCAUCUUCAAGGAGCCACUGCUUCCUCCACAGCAAGAUGACGAGGUUCGGGAACAGUUUGCAUUCUCACCCAUCAAAGCGGCCCCCAGCAAUGUGACCUCGUCGGCCUUUGACCACCCGGCGGUCAGGAAAUUCACCAACAUAAUCAUGAGAGGUGGCGGCAAGGAUCUCGCUCAGACAUUAGUCGCAAAGACCUUCGAGCGCAUCAAGCGGACGCAGAUCCAGCGGUACAACGAGGCCAGCGCCGGCCAGACGGACGUGGCGCCGGAGGAGGUGCUCUGCGACCCGCUGCAGGUGUUCCUGCGGGCGCUGGAGAACAGCCGCCCGCGGCUCCAGCUGGUGCCCAUCAUCCGCGGCGGCAUUACCUACAAGGUUCCCCGGCCGGUGACGGAGAAGCGGGCGACGUUCGUGGCCAUGCGCUGGUUCAAGGAGGCCGGCAGGGAGAAGGACCGCACAGUGAGAUUCUCCGACCGGCUGGCCGCCGAACUCAUCAGCGCCGCCAACAAUGAGGGCCGCGUGGUGCGCCUGAAGCAGGAGCUACACCGACAAUGUGAGGCGAACCGCGCCUACGCCCACUACACGUACGGCUGAGCUGGAGCGGCGGAGAGCCGCGGCGGACUGUGACGGCGCGCGGUCGGCAGGGAUGACGUCACGGCACGGUCUGUGACGUCAUAGACCGUCAGGCGCCGGCGGCGUGUUGUGCUGAGGAGUGCCUCUCGGAUGACAUCACGGCGCGGUCUGUGACGUCACAGACCGUCAGGCGCCGGCGGCGUGUUGUGUCGAGGAGUG